AUGGCGCUCUGCAAUUGGCUCGUGGUGGAGGUGGGUGGGGACGCAAGGGAGGACCGGGCGGGGAGAGGAGUGGCAGUGGUGGCAGCUGUGGGGCCCCCGAAUUCGCUCCGGAGGAGCGUGCUCGAACCGGCCAGUGUCUCGUUCGUUCGGCCGAAUCCAGCCAGUGCCGUAGCGACGUCUAUCCUGGGCAGUGCUACAACGACACCUAUCCUGGGCGGCAGUGCCACGGUUGUUGAUCCUCGUAUCCUGGGCAGCGCAGCGACUAGACGAGUGGGAGAAUCAGACACGAGCGGCGUGGACGGCAUGGGUGGCAUGGGCGGCAGGGUUCGGUGGCAUUCUGGCGACGAGUUUGGUGCGGGCGUGUGCCUUCAGCAGCAGCCUGUGUGCAACGCAGAUGAUCGGCUCAGGUCCCCCGCAGGCGACAAUCCGUGCAGGGGUGCGGAAGGUUGGCGCACACAAGAUGAGCACGGGGUGAUAUACCAGAGCAGGGCCACUGGCUGCACAUGCGAUGUGCAAGACGAGUGUGCCACGAACGACGAGCGAUCGCGUCCAUGCCAGGCCGUGGGGACUGGUUCGGCGCUGAACCAGAGGGUUAAGAGACGCAGCAUGGCGGAGCGGCGAAGGAGGGAGAGGAUCAGUGAGGGGCUGCAGAGGCUGCGGGCGAAGGUGAGGGGGCGGGGGGACACGUGCGCUAUGCUGGAAAGGGCAGUGGGUUAUGUUGCUGCGCUGGAGAGGCGCGUGAUGGAGCUAGAGGGGGUUGUCAUGGCGGCUGCUGGGUCUGGGAGAAACGGUUUUCCCAAGAACGCAUUUGCUGGUGGUGCUUUUGCUGGUAAUACUUUCGCUAAUGAUGCCGCGGCAGUGAGGGCGAUUCCGUCUGCACUGACUUCGGUCCCUACUAGCCUUGGGAGUGACGCUGUUGCUGGUUGGCCUUGGGAGUGA
This is a messenger RNA of Closterium sp. NIES-65, 939 nucleotides long. The record is from the annotation of a GenBank genome assembly. NCBI's taxonomy places the organism in Eukaryota, Viridiplantae, Streptophyta, Zygnematophyceae, Desmidiales, Closteriaceae.